This is a messenger RNA of Saccostrea echinata, 768 nucleotides long. RefSeq names its product ADP-ribosylation factor 1-like. Lineage: Eukaryota; Metazoa; Mollusca; Bivalvia; Ostreida; Ostreidae. The coding region runs from base 72 to 695 and encodes 207 amino acids. Gene Ontology annotation, molecular function: GTPase activity; GTP binding. The transcript has a single exon. The record is from RefSeq and is a predicted model, not a curated record. Gene Ontology annotation, biological process: vesicle-mediated transport; intracellular protein transport. Gene Ontology annotation, cellular component: cytoplasm.
AACUAAUGCAUGUAAGCUGCAAAGUGAUAUUGAAUACAUAAAAUAUGUCUUAAUCAUAAUUUAGCAACAGUAUGGGGAAUUCAUCUGCUAAGAGACAUCCUGUGAGGAUUAUGGUGUUGGGAUUGUACGACUCGGGUAAAACCAGCAUUCUACACUAUACUAAACUUGGAGAAGUUGUAACAACGAUACCCACGAUUGGCUUUAAUGUUGAAACAUUGAUAAACAAGCGGUUGACUUUGACUGGAUGGGAUGUUGGGGGGCGAGAUAAAAUUCGGCCAUUGUACAGACAUUAUUAUUCAAACAACGACGCCCUCAUUUUUGUUGUGGAUAGUAGUGAUGAAGAUGGACUUGAAAGAGCUAAAGAGGAGUUAAUGAGACAUUUGUCUGAGCCCGAGUUGCAGAAUAUUCCACUAGCCAUAGCCUUUCAUAAAUGGGAUAAACCUAACCACAUGACAAUUUCAACGAUACAAGAUGCGUUUGGAGUGUCAGAAAUCAGGAAACGUAGACCUUGUGAGACGUUCGUGACGUCAGUGAUUUCUGAUAAUGGAAUGGAACUUCAACAAAUGUUAUACUGGGUCUAUGAGAUCGUUAGAGAAAGACGGGGUUCUGUAAAAGAGACUCAAUCGACAGAGGCACGAUCUGUAGACUUCAUGGAACGGGCUUUGGCAAAGCUCAGAACCCUGUUGCUUAAUUGAGUCAGAUUAAGACACUUGCUUGGAAAAAAUUAUUGACGCAUAGGGGGACGACCAAUGUAUAAUUCUUAGGAGG